AUGGCUGCAACAUCAUUUCAUCAAGCAAUCGGAACUAUUCAAUAUAGUGGUUGCUGUAGCAACGCCAACCUCAAUCAAAUGAAUGGGAAUUAUUCAUUUCGGUUGAUCUCCAAGGGUUUUAAGCUGGAUAUUGCUCUGUUGAGAAUUGGAACUUACUGCUCUAGAAAGAGAAGUUUUAGCAUUAUUCAAGCAUCAACUUCUCACAGUACGGUAUUUGAUCCAGUUUCAUACCCGUCGAAUGGCACGAAAAGUGACUCCAAAAAGAAACCAAGUGAAGCAGCAUUGAUCUUGAUAAGGCAUGGUGAAUCUAUGUGGAACGAGAAGAACUUGUUCACGGGUUGUGUAGAUGUGCCACUGACCAAAAAGGGUGUGGAAGAGGCUAUUGAAGCUGGCAAAAGAAUCAGCAAUAUACCAAUCGACAUGAUAUAUACAUCUGCAUUAAUUCGUGCACAGAUGACCGCUAUGCUUGCCAUGACUGAACACCGUCGUAAAAAGGUGCCGAUUAUUUUGCAUGACGAGAGUGAGCGAGCAAGAGCAUGGAGUCAAAUUUUCAGUGAAGAUACAAACAAGCAGUGCAUUCCAGUUAUAACGGCUUGGCAAUUGAAUGAAAGAAUGUACGGGGAAUUACAGGGUCUUAAUAAGCAGGAAACGGCUGAAAGAUUUGGAAAGGAGAAAGUUCAUGAGUGGCGUCGUAGUUAUGAUAUACCCCCGCCAAACGGUGAGAGCCUUGAAAUGUGUGCUCAGAGAGCCGUUGCCUACUUUAAAGAACACAUUGAACCUCAACUUCAAUGUGGGAAAAAUGUACUGAUUGCUGCUCAUGGGAACUCGUUGAGGUCAAUCAUUAUGUAUCUGGACAAACUCACUUCUCAAGAGGUUAUUAGCUUGGAACUUUCAACCGGGAUACCAAUGCUUUACAUUUUAAAAGAGGGACAAUUUAUUCGCCGAGGUAGUCCAGUUGCACCAACCGAAGCGGGUGUUUAUGCUUAUACUAAGAGAUUGGCCCAAUAUAGGCAGAGACUAGACGAGAUGUUUCAAUCAUAA
Fraxinus pennsylvanica is the source of this 1041-nucleotide messenger RNA. The record is from the annotation of a GenBank genome assembly. NCBI's taxonomy places the organism in Eukaryota, Viridiplantae, Streptophyta, Magnoliopsida, Lamiales, Oleaceae.